GUACCCCACCCAAGUCCACAAGUUUUGACUGGGGAGGCCUUUAGGAGCAGAUGCAAAUGUCCCACACCUGUUACUCCAGCAGCCUUCACUGGACUGGAGCCAUCAAGAUCACAUCAAGCCCAUGUGGAGGGGUGAGGUCCCUCAAACCUUUAGGGGGCCUGAAGCAGCAACUCUUUAGAAGAGCAGGAUCCCUGAAAAUCUCUUGACAACGGCUGUGACUACUACCAUUCUUGGGACCCUCACCAUGAAAGGCCUUCUUCUGCUCACCCUGUCUGCUCUGCUCUGCUGGGUCUCAGCUGAUAUCCGCUGUCACUCCUGCUACAAAGUCCCUGUGCUGGGCUGCGUGGACCGGCAGUCCUGCCGUCUGGAGCCAGGACACCAGUGCCUAACAACAAAUGUGUACCUCGGAAAGAUGUGGGUUUUCUCCAACCUGCGCUGUGGCACACCAGAAGAGCCCUGUCGGGAGGCCUUCAACCAAACCAACCACAAGCUGGGCCUGAACUAUAACACCACCUGCUGCAGCAAAGACAACUGCAAUAGCCCAGCCCCCCGGCCCACACCCACCCUGACCCUGGUUUUCCUCACUUCCUUGGCUGGCCUUGGCCUCUGGCUGCUGCACUGAGGCUCACUCUGUGGCUGUCCUUCCUCCCCACCUGCCUUAGCCAGAGCCUCUCUCCUUAUGGCUCCACAUCUCCUGUUUCCCAGAAUGAUCUUUCUCUGGCUCCCCUUCCUCUGAAGAGCGUUUCUCCAGUCCCUUCUCAUUUCUUUAAUGAGACAGUGCCCAGAGUGGUCUCCCUAUCUAUUUUUCCUAAACUGUACUCUCUGUUCUGUUUUUCCUGAGUCUUUCCCUUUAGACCACUCCAGAUCCUCCACUGGCUCAUGAAGGACUUCUACUUUGUCUUCUACACUCUGAGGUGCCCUCCUUGAGAGGAGGGAUUGGGAUCUGGGCCGGAAAUGGGGCUUCUGUCCCGUCUCCAAUGAAAGCCCCAGGAAGGACCUGAUGACCUCACUCUAUGGGACUGAUUCACCAAACCCUCUACUCAUCUUUUCCAUUUUGAGUAAUAAAUGUCUGUGUCUAA
Molecule: messenger RNA, 1079 nt
Organism: Marmota flaviventris (yellow-bellied marmot)
Lineage: Eukaryota; Metazoa; Chordata; Mammalia; Rodentia; Sciuridae
Gene: Ly6g6c
Product: lymphocyte antigen 6 family member G6C
Cellular component (GO): external side of plasma membrane; protein-containing complex
Source: RefSeq, a predicted model, not a curated record